Molecule: messenger RNA, 570 nt
Organism: Angiostrongylus costaricensis
Lineage: Eukaryota; Metazoa; Nematoda; Chromadorea; Rhabditida; Metastrongylidae
Source: the annotation of a GenBank genome assembly
AUGCGAUUGACAUCUGCGCUUGGCCUGCGUAGAAUUAUCAACAGUGCUUAUCAUCCAUUUCAAACGAUACCGAAGGCGGACCGAUGGCAUGUACGAGAACGACAGAAUCGUUUUACAGCGUGGCAAUAUAGUUCGGACCGAUCAACCUACAAAUAUGGAAAUGUGAAGCUGAAUAAGUUGUUCUGCUAUCUAGACAUGCAGCGAAGGGAUGAAAGAAAGUUGGAGAGACAUUAUGCUGAGCAGCGUCUCGAAGCGGCAUUAGCUGAACAUCAUUUCGAAUAUAAGCAUUUCCGGAACAUGCUUGAUAAAGCUCAUAUUCUUCUGGACAACAUCGUCCUCUCACAGUUGGCUAUAUACGAGCCCAGGACUUUCCAAAGUUUGGUUGCCUUAGCAAAAGAAAUGGCUAUCAAAGAUGGCCGACCUGCCAUUCCUGAUGACGAGUUUCGAUUUGAAGUUCACUUGGAUGACACUCUUUUCGGUGAACCUUUCCAAAGAUCAGUGCAGUUUCCAAGAGGUCCUUCUGAGAAUCACACUUCUAAGCCGAGGAAAUUGGAUCCGUCAGAGUACUAA